AUGUCUACCAUGUCUCAAGUUUACACGAUCAUUUUUCUUACACUAUUUCUCUCUUUGUUUUGCACCACAAUAGGAGAAAACAAUCUUCAUAAUAACCAACAAGAAACACAAGCUUACAUUGUUAGCGUUCGAAACGACCUCAAACCCUUAUAUUAUUCCAAUGUUGAGGAUUGGUACCACUCCAUUCUUAGCCGUACCAAUUCCAACCCAAAUGAUGCCUUGCUUCAUGUUUAUAAAACCGUCUUCCACGGCUUCUCGGCCCGGCUUAGUUCCGACCAAGCCAACUCGUUAAGAUCUCAAGUCGAAGUCGUUCAAAUCUUUCCAGAUGUAAUCUACCAACUCUACACUACAAGAACACCCCACUUCCUUGACCUCAAUACCUACAAUCGCCCACAAGGCUUGCUAAACGACUCUAACUUGGGUUCUAAUGUCGUGGUUGGAGUCCUUGACACGGGUAUCUGGCCCGAGAGCCCUAGCUUCAACGACGAAGGGAUGGACCCGGUACCACCUCAUUUUAAGGGAGUAUGUGAGGGAGGGGAGAAAUUCCCACCCUCCCUUUGUAAUAGGAAGAUAGUGGGCGUAAGAUACUUCACAAGCAUAAGGUUAAAAACUGAGCAAAAUUCAGCUAGGGACGAGGUUGGGCAUGGGACUCACACUGCCUCCACAAUCGCGGGUCGAACUCUAACAAAAAAUGUGUCCUUCUUUGGUUAUGCUAAAGGAGAAGCAAGAGGUAUUGCUCCCAAGGCAAGGCUGGCUAUCUAUAAGGUGUGUUGGGGGUCCUUUUGCACGAGCUCAGAUGUAUUAGCUGGCAUCGACAAAGCUGUAGAGGACGGCGUGGAUGUCAUCUCCCUCUCCUUGGGCGGCCUCCCAAGCCGCUACAACAACGACCCGAUUGCCUUAGGCUCAUUUGGAGCAUUCCAAAAGGGUGUUUUUGUCUCAGCCGCCGCUGGUAAUUCUGGGCCUACUUCUGGAAGCUUAUCGAAUGUCGCCCCAUGGAUGACUGUGGUCGGAGCCAGCACUAUCGAUAGAACAUUCCCAGCAGACGUUAUCCUCGACAAUGGUGAAGUUUUAUCUGGUAGCAAUGUUGAGGAAGGAGUGGUGGUUAAAUUGGCGGGUGGAAAGGGUGUCAUUAUAGCCAUGAAUGAUCCUACAAUAGAUGCCAAUGAUACUGUAAUUGGUGAAAAACCAGCCCCGGUGGUUGCCAUAUUCUCAUCUCGAGGCCCAAACAGAUUGUCUAAAUAUGUUCUAAAGCCAGACGUGAUUGCACCAGGAGUCGAAAUACUAGCUGGUUGGCCUAAUAACAUACCACCUACUGGUUUGGAAGUAGAUCCUAGGAGGUCCGACUUUAAUAUAAUGUCAGGUACUUCCAUGGCAUGCCCUCAUGUCUCGGGAUUAGCCGGCUUGCUUAAGAAUGCUCACGCGGAUUGGACCCCGACCAUGAUCCGAUCAGCCAUAAUGACAACUGCCUACAGAGGAUACCAUCAUGAGAUGAAAAGGACCACACAAAACGGACAUCAGGUAUCAUAUUGGGUGAGUGGUGCAGGACAUGUUAAUCCAGAAAAGGCAAAUGAUCCCGGAUUAGUAUAUGAUCUAACUGAAGAGGAUUACAUUCAAUUUCUAUGUGCUUCGAACUAUAAUGUGACUGAAAUACAGAUCAUGGUGAAGAGACCAGUCAGUUGUGACGAUAAGAUGAAGGUUAACCAAUGGGACUUAAACUACCCUGCCUUGGUUAUGCCAGCAGGUAAAAUGGCUGUUAGGACUCUGACCAAUGUGGAGUUUACUGCAUCAACAUACAUAGCAAAAGUUGAACAUCCUAAAGGCGUAAGUGUGAGUGUUAGUCCCCUGAAAUUAAGCUUUAAGGUGAUAAACGAGACACGGAAAUUCUCGGUUAAAGUUUCAGCAAUGAAUGGCUUUAUGCAGAAUGAAGAUGCCAUGGGUUCAAUUACUUGGACUGAUGGCAAUCAUCAUGUUACCAUACCUUUGAUUGUUGUAGUAUAA
Messenger RNA from Spinacia oleracea (spinach), 1998 nucleotides. Its product is annotated as subtilisin-like protease SBT1.5. The record is from RefSeq and is a predicted model, not a curated record. The transcript has 3 exons. Bases 1 to 1998 code for a protein of 665 amino acids. Gene Ontology annotation, biological process: proteolysis. NCBI's taxonomy places the organism in Eukaryota, Viridiplantae, Streptophyta, Magnoliopsida, Caryophyllales, Amaranthaceae. Gene Ontology annotation, molecular function: serine-type endopeptidase activity.